UUGGCAGUUUUUGAAAUGGCCGCGGCUGGCAGGCAGUGCAAGGCCAAGCCAAGGCAACUAACCACCAGCAACAACGCCCGUUCCGUUCCGCUGUACGCCGCCGCCGCCAGCCGCCAGGUCCAACCAACCCGACCCGACCAAACCGACGCCGACGCAGCGGAGCUCGCUCCACUGGCCGAUGCGAUGGCGAUACGAUCCGACGCCAGAUACCCGCGCGGCGCGGGGCGCGGCGGCAGGCGAGAGUACAGUACUACUCUCUCUACCGUCCUGGUACAGUACAGUACACCUCCAGCUCUCCCCGUCCUCGGCUUGUUUUUUCUCUCGCUCGCUCGUCGCGUACAGCUGGACGCCUCCUUCCCCCCACCUCCUUUCUCGCUCUUGUUCCCUGCUUCGCUUCGCCUCCGUCCCCUUCCUUUGCUUCCACCUCCACCCCCCUCCUCGGUCGUAGAGAGAGAGAGAGAGAGAGAGAGAGAGGGAGCCCGGAGGAGACCGCCGCCAGGGAGCGCGAGGAGGCGGAGGAGUAGCAUGGCGGCGCCGCCGUCGAGGUCCCGGGGCGACUACGACCACCUGAUUAAGCUCCUGCUCAUCGGCGACAGCGGAGUUGGAAAGAGUUGCUUGCUGCUGCGGUUCUCUGAUGACACAUUCACAACAAGUUUUAUCACCACCAUUGGCAUUGAUUUCAAGGUCAGGACAGUUGAGCUUGAUGGAAAGCGUGUAAAAUUACAAAUCUGGGAUACUGCUGGUCAAGAACGUUUCCGAACAAUUACCACAGCUUACUACAGAGGAGCUAUGGGCAUUCUGCUUGUAUAUGAUGUCACAGACGAAUCAUCCUUCAAUAACAUUAGAAAUUGGAUUCGCAACAUAGAGCAGCACGCAUCUGAUAAUGUCAACAAGAUCUUGGUGGGCAACAAGGUUGAUAUGGAUGCAAAGCGGGUAGUGUCCACAGCUCAAGGUCAGAAGCUCGCAGAUGAAUAUGGGAUCAAGUUUUUCGAGACGAGUGCAAAAACAAAUCAAAAUGUGGAGCAGGUUUUCUUCACCAUGGCAAGGGACAUAAAGCAAAGACUCACCGAGACUGUAGCCGCUGCGACUGAGCCCCCAACUAUUCAGAUUAGCAGGCCAGAUCCCGACCAGGCUGGCACGGCCUCGUCAAGGUGGUCAUCCUGCUGUAACACCUGAUCUGCAGCGUGGUGGCGUAAUCGCACAGCCGUCUGUCUUGAUGUGUGACUGCUAGGGUUGCUGCUUAUCGUGUGUGUUUACACUCCGGUGCCAAAGCCAAGAUGUAAAUUUCGCUCGGUUGAUGAUAUCUAGUGCAAGAGACCAACAACUCUGACCACUAUGGGUGCUGUGAUUCUUCAGUGAGGUGUUCCGGUGUUCCCGCUUCACAUGUUAUUGUCGCCUUGUUGUAGUAGCCCCAGUGGCUUGCGCUAAUUAAUGUAUGCUUGGGAACUCAGUGCCUUUUAGCUCCAGAUUUGCCAGAGCAAACAAACGUCUAAGCAGAUAAGCUGGUGGAUUGAUUUGCUCCUGUCAUCAUGUAAACAAAACCUUGGAGAGACAGACAGCAGUAGUGUCUGAUUGUGUGGAAACAUGGUUGUACAUUAUUAUUUAGUGCAUUACUGCUAUCUAUAUAUAUCUCCUGCUGUUUGCUCC
Sorghum bicolor (sorghum) is the source of this 1647-nucleotide messenger RNA. RefSeq names its product ras-related protein RABE1c. NCBI's taxonomy places the organism in Eukaryota, Viridiplantae, Streptophyta, Magnoliopsida, Poales, Poaceae. The record is from RefSeq and is a predicted model, not a curated record. Bases 16 to 1176 code for a protein of 386 amino acids. Gene Ontology annotation, molecular function: GTPase activity; GTP binding. Gene Ontology annotation, biological process: regulation of exocytosis; protein secretion. The transcript has 8 exons.